Danio rerio (zebrafish) is the source of this 2640-nucleotide messenger RNA. The record is from RefSeq and is a predicted model, not a curated record. Lineage: Eukaryota; Metazoa; Chordata; Actinopteri; Cypriniformes; Danionidae.
ACCCAACUAUUUUAACAGAGUAGUCAUAGAUAAUGCAUGCUUUAUUAACGGCGAAAAUUUUCUAAAAGUGUGAUCAUUAGUUCUUGACUUAAAGCAUUAUUAAAGUUUAUUUUUGCGCCCUGCAUAGUUAUUCACGCACAAUGAAUAAUGUGUAGUUUCAGUGUCCACUGCGCAGUGUGCAGGGCACCAGUUGUCCAUUCCGAACACAGCCCGCCACUUCUCAUUGGGCGGCUAAGAGUUAAAAGGUGUUGUCGUGCGUCACGCAGGUGCCUCUCUGAAUCUUAAAUGUCAGACACGCUCGAGAGCUCACUGUAGCCUUAACGUCUGCAAAAAAAGCGCUUUACUUUCAAGUAUAUGAAAUGUUUUGUAACCGAGUUAAACCCGCAGCCUCUAAUCCGGCAGCGCCGCUAACCGCCCCCCGCGCAUCGGGCUCUCCUCCACUCCUCAAACCUCUUGACCGGAGCACACUUUAGCCACUUCUGCCCUUUUUACGCGUUGAUUUUGGGGCUGACUGCUGAACUUUUUCACCCCUGGGGAUCGCUUCCUCUUUUCCGAAAGGACUUUUACUCGCGUGGAUAUGUGGUGGAUGCUGUUUCCCAGAUGGAUCUGGUUUUUGUUGGGACAGCUUUUCUGUGUCUCGCGCUUGCAUUUGCGCGCGCGAGCGAUGCCAAUGACUCUGUCCAAAGUGGUGUAUUCUCAUGCGGGAAUGUGUCCGAACGAGAUGAACCCGAACCUGUGGGUGGACGCCAUGAGCACCUGCGCGCGGGAGUGCGAGUCCGACCAGGACUGUGAGCCGUUUGAGAAAUGCUGUUCAAAUGUUUGUGGACUCAAGAGUUGUGUGGCCGCCCGAUACAUGGACAUUCAGGGCAGGAAAGGUCCAAUGGGAAUGCCCAAAGGGGUCACCUGUGACAAGUUUAUGUGCACCCAGCAGGGUUCGGAGUGUGAAAUCUGGGAUGGACAACCAGUAUGCAAGUGCAAGGACCGUUGCGGACGGGAGCCCUUUUUCACCUGCGCCUCAGAUGGCAUGACUUACUAUAACAAGUGUUACAUGGAUGCUGAGGCUUGCACCAGGGGCAUCACUCUCACUGAAGUCACCUGCAGGUAUCACUUUAGCUUGUCUAAUACCAGCCCUCUCCCAGUGGAAACCACUGCCCGGCCCACCACUGCCCAUCCCAUAACUACUCCCAUGGACAUUCAACGUCCUGCCAUGCUCAGCAAACCAGCACACCACUUUGUUUUUGUGGGCGAAACGGCCAGCUUCCUCUGUGAGGUGACGGGAAAACCAAAGCCAGCAAUUACAUGGGAAAAGCAGAUCGAAGGUAAAGAGAAUACUGUGAUGAGACCCAACCACAUGCAAGGAAACAUAGUAGUAACUAACAUCGGCCAGCUGGUCAUAUACAACGCUCAGGUUCAGGAUGCAGGUAUAUACACCUGCACUGCCACAAACCAGGGCGGGUCCGUGCAAGCACAUUUCCCCCUUUCUGUAGUCCCUAGGGAGCAACUCAAACCAGUGCUGGUGAUGAAUUCCACUCGUCUACCUGCUGAAGAGUGCCUGAAAGCACCGGACAUGGAUGACUGCGGAGAGGAGAGUAUGAGAUGGUACUAUGAAGCCAAGCGCAACAACUGCUUCACCUUCACGUACAGCCAGUGCAACAAAAACCGAAACCAUUUUGAUGCCUAUGAUUCGUGCAUGCUGUCCUGUGGAGCGGAGCUCGCGGCACCUUGCUCCCUGCCUAGUGUGCAAGGUCCUUGCAAGGCUUACAAGCCACGCUGGGCUUACAGCCAUGCACUCAAAAAAUGCCAGUCAUUUGUUUAUGGAGGCUGCGGCGGAAACGAGAAUAACUUCGAGAGCAAGGAAGCUUGUGAAGAGAUGUGCCCAUUUCCCAAGACCCACAACUGCAAGCAGUGCAAACCCCGGCAGAAGAUGGUCCCCAGCUUCUGCAAGAGUGACUUUGUGGUUUUGGGUCGCAUUUCAGAGUUGACGGAAGAUCACGACUCUGGACAUGCCCUCAUCACGGUGGAGGAGAUCUUGAAGGAUGAGAAGAUGGGGCUGCGAUUCUUUGGGCAAGAGCCUCUGGAGGUCACACUGCUCAACAUGGACUGGAACUGUCCCUGUCCGAACAUAACGAGAGCCGAGGGACAGAUGAUCAUCAUGGGGGAUGUUCACAAUGGGAUGGCCGUGCUUCAGCCCGACAGCUUCGUUGCCACUUCCAGUGUGCGGCGUGUUCGCAAACUCCGUGAGAUCGUCAACAAAAAGACUUGUGACAUUUUGAAGGAGUUCGGCAGCACAAAGUACUAGGACAUUACAAUUCCCGAAUCUCUGGACACCCUAGAGGAGGGUUGUCAGAUGCUGCUUCUGGAGUGUAUUUUCCCCUUUUUUUUUAGCUCCAAUACGCCCGCCUUUGGGCUUGUAGUGACCCUGAAGACCUUGAAUAACUUCAGGUCUAAAGUUAAGUUCUAAAGAAGAUGAUCCUUCAGGAGCAGUGUUGGACACUCUUGUCUUAAAUCAGAGGUAUCCAUACCUGUUUCUGGAGGGCCGGUGUACCUCUAGAGUUUAGCUCUUAAAUUAUUAUUUUUUAAAUAUUGAUGCGACCUCCAAUUGACAAUAGCCCCUUUCACACACUGAUACUAGUAAAUAUC